Thermothielavioides terrestris NRRL 8126 is the source of this 5736-nucleotide messenger RNA. RefSeq lists its product as uncharacterized. Gene Ontology annotation, cellular component: nucleus; zeta DNA polymerase complex. The transcript has 2 exons. Gene Ontology annotation, molecular function: DNA-directed DNA polymerase activity; DNA binding; nucleotide binding. Bases 170 to 5428 code for a protein of 1752 amino acids. The record is from RefSeq and is a predicted model, not a curated record. Gene Ontology annotation, biological process: double-strand break repair via homologous recombination; error-prone translesion synthesis. NCBI's taxonomy places the organism in Eukaryota, Fungi, Ascomycota, Sordariomycetes, Sordariales, Chaetomiaceae.
UUGCUGCAUCCCGGCUAGAAUAUCCUGGCCAUCCCUUACAUGCGGGUAUAUUCACGCUCUUGCAUGCCUACCCACCAAGUAUACGGCCGUACACGAAAGAUGACUGUCUGCUCCCGCGACCGGCCGGCCGACAAGGUGACCUCGACAACACACCAUCGACACCAACGCGAUGGACGUGUUCCGCGUCCGACUGAACUGCAUAGACCAUUACCAAGCCGCGCCGACUCGAUAUGAUCCGCCGCUGCGCAGAGAUGCGCACCUCACGGAGGCUGCCAAGCAGCCCAAGGUCCCUGUCAUUCGCGUCUUCGGAUCGACCGAGACCGGGCAGAAGGUGUGCGCUCACAUCCAUGGGGCCUUCCCUUACCUGUACAUCGAGUAUGGCGGACCCCUGGACAAAGCCACAGUCUCCGAGUACAUCUACCGGCUGCAUUUGUCGAUUGACCACGCUCUGGCCGUGAGCUACCGCAGGGACCAGUACCGCGAUCGCCAGAGUUUUGUCGCUCGCAUCACCCUCGUCAAAGGCGUGCCCUUCUACGGCUUCUACGUUGGUUACCGCUUUUACCUGAAGAUCUACAUGCUCAACCCGGUCGUCAUGACCCGUCUGGCCGAUCUGCUGCAGCAAGGUCUCAUCAUGGGCCGCAAGUUCCAGCCCUACGAGGCUCAUCUGCAGUAUCUGCUGCAAUUCAUGACCGAUUACAACUUGUACGGCUGUGACUACCUCGAUGCCGGCAAAGUGAGGUUUCGGGCCCCUGUCCCGGACCCUGCUGGGCCGGAUGAGGCACCGCGGAUUUGGGACAGCAACACAAUCCCCCCCGAGAGCAUCACGGAUGAAUAUGGCCUCCCACGAGUCAGCCAUUGCUCCAUUGAGGUGGACAUCUGUGUCCAGGACAUCUUGAAUCGCAAGGCCGUGAAGGAACGACGAUUGCAUCACGACUUUGUCGAACGCACACAUCCCAUCCCACCUGAUUUGAAGCUUGUCCACAGCAUGGCCGGGUUGUGGAGAGAUGAGACCAAGCGAAGGAAAAGGCGUAUGCUCAAGUCCGACGCUGGCGACAGCCCGUUUCCCAAGGAGGCCUUGGUUUCCAUGUCUGCGGAUCUCCGGGCUUCCCAACCACCGGGCUGGAUCCACGAGGAAGAGUACCGGGAGCAGGUCCGGCUGUUGAUCGAACAGGAGAGCAUGCAAGAUGGUGCAGAGCUUACCUUUUCCAACUACAUCGAGCCGGAUCCGAACGGAGAGUCCGUGCGGACAGCCCUCCAGUCCGUUGAGGAUUUGUUUCCCGAGAACCUGCUACCAGCCUUGGGUCUCGAGCAGCAACUGGUUUCGGAGCCUUCAAAUGUGGCCAGCAGUAUACAAGUCGAUGAGAAGGGGAUUCUUGAGCUCGAGGUUUCCGAGGAAGAGGAACAGCUUUCCCCUGAUGAUUCAGACGAUGAUUUGAAUUCAGACGAAGUCUUGAACCAGAACGGAGCCGCAGCUGGUGUAAGGGGCCAGUUGGUGCAAAAACAACCCCCUACUCACCCGGUCGUCAGUGGAGCAGAACCUCCCGCCGACGCCUAUUCAGAUGAGCAGCCGCGGAAGCUAGUUGCUGAUCUCAAGCGGACAAUAAAUGGCCUUCGCGGCGGUUUUGGCGUCAGCGGCCUGCGCUCUGGCAAGAGACCGUCCAUCCCUCUGCCCGCUUCACUCUGCUCUGAGGCGGCGUUUUUGGCGCUCACAUCAAAACCCAAUGUGGAUACUCAGCCUUCCGAGACUGCGGAACUCAAUGACCUAAAGCGCCCGGCACCCGCCCCCGAGACCGAUGUGCCUUCUAAGAGACCGAAGCGCGAUCCUCAGAGCCCAGCUUCCGGGUCAGCGCGUGCCGAGCCCGCCCCCCUCAACUCGGAUCGGCCCGCCAGCGAGUCGACGGCGGGCGAGCAGAAGAGUACGCCUACCAGACCACCGCAGUCAUUGUCGCAACGAAGAAAGGCUGUUUCAAAGGGGAGCUCCGCAAAGCUGGUUGGGAACCAAACCCUCAGCUUUCCUGUUGUCAAGGAUGCCCACGACCCCGACACAGUUCUGAGGCUCACCCAGCGGAGCGCUUCUCAGCGGAGCGACGGUGGCGCGAGGGGUGGCACGGCGAGAAAGCAAGUGUCCUUCGAUCCCUUGGUUUCCGUUCAGGAAGUGAAUCUUGGUUCCAAAACAACAUCCACGUCUCGAACGACGGAGUCUCCGCCGCCAAAGUGGCCUCCCACACCCAGGAGGGCGGAUCUUCACUGGAAUGGCCACACCACGAUGUUCCUAGUCAACAGCAAGCCACCGUCCGUGCAAGAUGUGCGCUCAACUUUGCAGGCUUACGGGCUCCCUGAUGUCCUCUACCAGGACUGUUUUUACAGCAACGACAAUGACGUGCCGCCACGGCCGAGGGAAUAUGCGGGGAGGGAAUAUCGACUUGACGGCAACACGGUGCCGUACCUUCCUGACUUUGACCCGUCGGGUCAGUCACCGGCCGCGUUUGGUGUAAAACCGGAGCAAGCCCCAGAUCUAUCGGAGCUGGAGUCGGCCUACGAAAAGCAGCAAACUCAGUGCACCCUACGAAGCUGGGAGAUCGCCGAGCCGCCGCCCACAUUUGCAGAAGUGAGCAGGUGGUGGACCCAGAAGAAGAAAGGAAAGGCUCACAAGACUAGCUCUGUCCGACUUCCGCCUGGGACACAAGGACCAAAGACGGAGUUCUCUCAGAUCGCUGGGCCAACGCCGAAGAACACGCAUGGCUUCAAGUACUCGCAGAAACAGAAGUCCACCAGCGUGCAGCACGAAGCACAAUACAUGAGCACCAUGAGCCUGGAAAUCCACGUCAACACAAGAGGAAAGCUUGUCCCAAACCCCGAGGAAGAUGAAGUCCAGUGCAUCUUCUGGUGCCUGAGAUCUGACGAGAUGUGUCUGUACGGCAGCCAGUCUACCGAUGACACCAUAUCCGGGGUGAUCGUCCUGUCGGAAGACGGCUCCCGUGCCCGUCAGAUACGCAGCCAGACCUCUGUGGAAGUGGUGGAAGAGACUUCGGAGCUGGACCUCAUGACCAAAAUGGUCGAUAUAGUGCGGGCCCAUGACCCGGACAUUCUUACCGGUUACGAGGUCCACGGCAGCUCCUGGGGCUAUUUGAUUGAGCGGGCCAUGCACAAGUACGACUACGACUUGUGCAAUGAGUUCUCUCGGAUGAAGUCUGCGUCUUUUGGCAGGUCCGGCAGGGAGGCCGACCGCUGGGGUUUCCAGAAGACAUCCAUGCUCCACGUGACGGGCAGGCACGUCAUCAAUGUCUGGAGGGCUAUGCGCGGCGAGCUCAAUCUCCUCCAGUACAGCAUGGAAAACGUCGUUUGGCAUCUGCUGCAUCGCCGCAUUCCGCAUUACUCGUGGCGGACGUUGACGGACUGGUACUUGAGUGGACGGCCUGGGGACCUCAGCAAAGUCCUCCGCUAUUAUCUCAGGAGAACGCGCCUGGACAUUGAGAUAUUGGAGGCGAACGAGCUGAUCCCGCGAACGAGCGAGCAGGCCAGGCUCCUCGGCGUGGAUUUCUUCUCAGUCUUCUCGAGGGGCUCGCAGUUCAAAGUCGAGUCCAUCAUGUUCCGGAUCGCCAAGCCCGAGAACUUUCUCUUGAUCUCACCCAGCAGAAAGCAGGUUGGCGCGCAGAAUGCCCUGGAGUGCCUGCCGCUGGUGAUGGAGCCGCAGAGUGCCUUUUACACCAGCCCGGUAUUGGUGCUUGACUUCCAGAGCCUGUACCCCAGCGUCAUGAUUGCAUACAACUAUUGCUAUUCGACAUGCCUUGGCCGCAUCGUCAGCUGGCGCGGCACGAACAAGCUGGGCUUCACCGAGUACAAGCGGAGGGAAGGUCUGCUGCGGCUCCUGAAAGAUUACAUCAACAUUGCCCCGAACGGCAUCAUGUACACCAAGCCGGAGAUCCGGAAGUCUCUACUCGCGAAGAUGCUCACCGAGAUCCUCGAGACUCGGGUGAUGGUCAAGAGCGGCAUGAAGGAGGACAAGGACGACAAGACUCUGCAGAAGCUUCUCCACAACCGGCAGCUGGCUCUCAAGCUGCUUGCCAACGUCACAUACGGGUACACAUCGGCCUCGUUUUCGGGCAGAAUGCCCUGCUCCGAAAUCGCCGACAGCAUCGUGCAGACGGGGCGCGAGACUCUCGAGAGAGCGAUCGCCUACAUACACUCGGUCGAGCGCUGGAAUGCCGAGGUGGUCUACGGCGACACGGACAGCCUUUUCGUCUACCUCAAGGGCCGCACGCGGGAGCAGGCGUUCGAGAUCGGUGCCGAGAUGGCCGAAGAAAUUACCAAGAUGAACCCGCGGCCGGUGAAGCUGAAGUUCGAAAAGGUGUACCACCCAUGCGUCCUGCUGGCCAAGAAGCGCUACGUGGGCUACAAGUACGAAAGCCGCGAGCAGACCGUGCCAGAGUUUGACGCGAAGGGCAUCGAGACUGUCCGGCGCGACGGGACACCGGCUGAUCAGAAGAUCGAGGAGAAGGCGCUCAAGAUCUUGUUCGAGACGGCCGAUCUCAGCCAAGUCAAGGAGUACUUCCAGUCGCAGUGCUCCAAAAUUAUGCGCGGGUCCGUCUCAGUCCAGGACUUUUGCUUUGCGAGGGAGGUCAAGCUCGGCACCUACAGCGGCAAAGGCCCAGGCCCUCCGGGGGCGCUGAUCAGCACCAAGCGCAUGCUCGAAGAUGCCCGGGCAGAGCCGCAGUAUGGCGAGCGCGUUCCCUACGUCGUCAUCUCGGGCGCACCGGGCGCGCGCCUGAUCGACCGGUGUGUUUCCCCGGAGGACCUGCUCAACAACCCGCACGCGUCGCUGGACGCCGAAUACUACAUCUCCAAGAACAUCAUCCCCCCGCUCGAGCGCAUCUUCAACCUCGUCGGCGCCAACGUGCGCGCCUGGUACGACGAGAUGCCCAAGGUCCAACACGUCCGCCGCCUCGAGACGACCUCGGCGCUGUCGGCUCUCACAGCCCUCGCCGCCAACAGCAGCAACAACAACAACAACACGACGAACAAAAAGACUCUCGAGUUCUUCAUGAACUCGGCCUCGUGCAUAGCCUGCGGCGUGAAGAUGGCCAAGCCCCCCAUCGCCGCCGCCGCCGCCGCCGCCGAUGCUCACGAUGAUCAUCAUCUCCGCCCCCUGUGCAGCCGGUGCGCCUCGGACCCGGCCACGACCAUGGCGCAGCUGCAGGCGCGGCUGAACGCCGAAGAGCGCAAGUACGCCGACGUGGUGCGGGUGUGCCAGAGCUGCGCCGGGUUCGCGCCGCUCGAGCGCGACGUGCCGUGCGACAGCCGGGACUGCCCGGUGUUCUACACGCGCGUGAAGCAGCGGGCGCGGGUCGCGGCCGAUCGGGCGGUUGUUGUGCCGCUUCUGAGGGCGUUGGGGGCGGAGGGAAGAGGGAACGGGGGGUUGGAUUGGUGAAUGAAUUGGGCCAGGGACCGUGAUUUUUUGGAGGCGAAGAUUGGUUGUCGCGGAGCAAGCGAUGCGGUUGGGUUAGGGGGGUUAUCGCUCGGUGUCAGGUAAUGACCAGGAGUUGGGUAUGUGUACGGAAUAUGUAUAUGACUGCAUGGUUGAUGAAUUGCAUGAGCAGCGCAUUGGGGAUGGAGCCAGAUUACGAUGAAUUCAUUGACCUUACUGAGAUGGUUCUGUUGGAGAAUACAAAGUAGUUACGGCGUACUGUACAAGACGGGUCGUGAAGGUUUCGAGAUUCUGCUCGCAUUCUCUCGUUA